Molecule: messenger RNA, 931 nt
Organism: Jatropha curcas
Lineage: Eukaryota; Viridiplantae; Streptophyta; Magnoliopsida; Malpighiales; Euphorbiaceae
Source: RefSeq, a predicted model, not a curated record
CAAAAAUGUUCUGAAAAGAUUGUACCAUGAUUACUAUUUCCACCGACAAGAAACUCUAUGGAGGCAAAAUGCUAUGAAAACAUUGCCUGUCCUCCUGAACUCAUCAGACAUGCUAGCCUGUGGAGAAGAUUUGGGCCUGAUUCCUGCCUGUGUUCACCCUGUUAUGCAAGAUUUGGGAUUGAUUGGUUUGCGUAUUCAACGUAUGCCUAGUGAACCUGGUGUGGAGUUUGGCAAUCCUUCUCACUACAGCUACAUGACUGUGUGUGCUCCAUCAUGCCAUGACUGCUCCACUAUGCGUGCUUGGUGGGAAGAAGACGAAGAAAGAAGGUUUAGAUUCUUCAAGAAUGUGGUGGGCUCUGAUGCAUUGCCACCUAGUCGAUGUACGCCAGAGAUUGCAGAUUUCAUCAUAAGGCAACAUGUUGAAGCUCCAUCAAUGUGGGCAAUUUUCCCUCUUCAGGAUUUGCUAGCAUUGAAAGAAGAGUACAUGACACGCCCUGCGACAGAGGAGACGAUAAAUGAUCCCACAAAUCCAAAGCACUAUUGGAGAUAUCGUGUACAUGUGACACUGGAGUCUCUGAUGAAGGACAAAGCACUCAACAUGAGCAUCAAAGCUCUUGUUCGUGGGAGCGGACGAGCAUAUCCUUCACUUGGAGAACACUGUCAUAUUGAAGCUUGUAAAGGCCAACUUAUUAGUCAAUAAACCAUUUACUUCAUAUGUGGUAGCUUGCUUAGGAAUUUCUUAUUAGUAAGCGAAUUUAUGGGCAUAAUUAUCUUUUACUAAAAUCUUAUUUUUAGUUUCAAUAAGCCCUAACCAAUUAAUAUUUUUUUUUUUUUGGUAAUUUGAGAAUCUUCAUUGUAUUUUAUUCUGAAAUUUAAUUUUCAUUGUAAUUUGCGGGUUAAAAUUAGAAAAAAGAAAAUUAAUGUUAAAUUA